AUAUUUUCGAGAUGCCUUCGGGACGUGAAUGUUGAUGACGAUGAUGUGAGGCGUGUGCGUGUGAAUGCGUCGUUUGUGCGUCGUUUGUGCGUCUGUUUGUCGUGCUCCGCCGUCAGUCGAUAGGAUUAUAGUAUUAGUUAUAAUGCUGAGUGAUUAACCGUAAUUACACAUUAGCAUUAAUAAUAAUAGUAAUAGUAAUAAUAAUAAUAAUAACAACAAUAACUAUUAAACGAUAUACGUGUGUAGGUAGUUGGUACGACGACGUUUUUUAAUACCGAUCAAUCCCCGAUAACCGAUUUUUAAAAGAGGUUCACCGUAUCGAUUUUUUUUGUUUUUCCGUCCGUCGCGUGGGCAUCUCGAUCACCGGAUAUCUCGCAGUGCACGGGAAACGGACCAGUUUUUGCGUGAGCGAGAGGAACGGACUCGUCGCCGCCGUGUCCAGUUUUGUUGCAGUCGCUGACCGAUCUUUUGCCACCUACACUCGACGAGAACAACCAACGACCACGGCAGUCGUACGACGACACUGUCAUCGCUGUCCGAAUGGUGGCCAGCCACCGUCCAAAUGCAGUUGACGUCCAACUUGGCGGCCGCCGCCAACUAUGCGAUCCCGUGACGGGCAACGUAACAUUUUGAUUCAGGGUGUUAUGCGUUUGAGCAUAAAACAAUGGGGGCCAACAUGGGUAAGAGUUCAGCGUCUUUGCUGGAUGCACUCCCUACACCACAAAGUCAUUUGCAUGUAGUCAUGUUGGGCCUAGACAGUGCUGGUAAGACUACAGCUCUCUACAGACUUAAAUUCAAUCAGUACCUAAACACAGUUCCUACAAUUGGAUUUAACUGUGAAAAAGUAAAAGGAACUGUAGGAAGGGCCCGAGGUCAAACAUUUCUUGUGUGGGACGUCGGUGGACAAGAAAAACUUCGACCGUUGUGGAAAAGUUAUACCAGAUGUACUGACGGUAUAUUAUUCGUUGUGGACAGUGUAGAUGUAGAACGAAUGGAAGAAGCAAAAAUGGAAUUAGCCCGCACAGCGAGAGCUCCAGAAAAUACAGGUGUACCAAUUUUAGUAUUAGCAAAUAAACAAGAUUUGCCAGCAGCACGAGAUUCAGCAGAAUUAGAAAGACUUUUAGGUUUAAAUGAACUUAAUCAUUUGUGGCAUAUUCAAGCAGCUUGUGCUAUUACUGGGGAUGGUCUUCAAGAAGGUUUAGAUGCGCUUUAUGAUAUGAUAUUAAAACGCAGAAAAUUAGCUAAACAAGUGAAAAAGAAAACUCGAUAAAUUGGUUAAAUAAUGGUAUAACUAAAAUUAUAUAUUAAAAUACAGCAAUGCUAUUGGGAUAAUAAAUACAUAAAUAUCCUGUUUGUCUUUUAAAUUUCCAUGACAUAUUUUUAACAAAAGACAGCUCGUAAUUAAUGUUUGUUUUGACAUUACGAAUAUUAUGUGUUUCAUUUAUACCGAGUACAUUUAUUUAAUUAUUUAAACUAUUUGUUUUUAUUUAAAUGACAUGAGAAUACUUGAUAGAGAUUUUAUUUAAAAAUAUUGCAAUUUGGCACUUGCUAUUAAUCUAAAAAUAUCUAUUGUGUUAUUUCAUUGAUUCUCAGUGAACCGCCUAAUUAAUAUAUAACACCUAUUUGUUUGCUUAAUUGUGUUAACAGAAUUUUAAAUUCAUGUAUUACUUUUUAACAAUAAUCCCACCGAUUGUAAAUAUGAUUUUUAUGUAAUACAAAUGGUAGCUAUUUAGUAGCCUUGUAUAGUAUGGCCACUGAAAUAUUGAAUGUUUGACAUUUAUUAUUUUCACUUAAAUGUUAUUUGAUUCACUUUAAAGAGCAACUAGUUUGUUAUUAAAUGUAUUUGUUGUCACUCCAUGGUGCUUUAUUAUUUUUGAAAUUAUAUUGUAUUAUUAUUUUUUAUAGUGCAAUAUUUCACUUGUUUAAUACUACUGCUGCACUAAAAAAAAAAUGUAUUCAAUGGAAGGUUCAACAGUUUAUGUUUUUGACUAUAUUAUUUUUCCAGUUUAAUAUUAAAUAUUUAUUACAUUAUGUAUAUAUAUAUAUAUAUAUCAAAUACAAAUCUGGAAUUGAGUUUUAAUAACUGAUAAAUUGGUGUUAUGCCCAGUUUCAAGUUGUGCAUAUAUUUAUUUUAUUUAUAAACAUUAGACUAGUUUUUUCUUUUAUUCAACACUAGCCAAAUUGUUAUCUGUUUUUUUUUACGGGUCUUUUACACCCUAUCAGGUUACCAUGAUAUAUGAUUAUCUUUAUUAUAUUUUGUACUUGUUUUUAUAUUUUCCCAUGUCUUUAGGUUAGGAAAAACUGUUCUAAUGUUUAUGAUGCCAACUUAACUGUGUAUGUAUAUAUAUAUAUAUGUGUGUGUAUGACAUAUAUACUAAUAAAGUGUGUAUUUACUAUUUAAUAAGAAAAUAAUUAUAUGUAUUGUAUAGUUUGAGUGAAUUGGGUAGUUAAUUAAAUAUGUUAGUUUCCAAUUAUAACCAGACAACAGGCAUCGUAAUUUUUAUCUGAAUAUGAGUCAAAUACAUUAAUCCACCUAACUUUGAAUCUUUCUAAAUACCUAUGUAUUUGUAUAUUUUAUUCUAUAUUUAUUAUUGUUUUAGCAUAUGUUUUAACGUAACCUUUUUUAUGCUUUGUUAUUAUGUUUUUUACCCUCAUUUACAAUAUUUGUUUUAGCAAACUACUUAAAACUAGUUAAAUUAUUUUCAUAUAUAAUUGUUUUAUCUAAUGAAUAAGAAGAAUUAUCACAUUUUUUAAUGCUUUAAUAUUUUCCUUGUUGAUCUAUUCUGUUGUAAUGACUAUAUUUUCAAUUCUUUUUAGUUUUUGUUUAUGUGUAAAUUUGUUUAUAUAACUUAACAACGAGACUGUUUAUGUGUUUUGUUAUAUCGAUUAACUUUUUAUGUAUAAAUAAAUUAAAUUAUUAAGUGUAUAAGUUUAAUAAUUGUCAUUAAUUAGCAAUUAUUGUAAGUAUUUAUCAUUAACAAUAAGAAACAAUCAUUUUUAAGGUUUUUUUUUAUUUAUACAUAUAUGUUAUACAUUUUAGAAAAAUUUAGCAGAAAUUAAUGUCUGGCAUAUAAUAUAACUUGAAUGAAAAUUGUGAAUCGAUCAUAUAUAUUAUUUUUUUUACACCUUCGAAAAAUAAUUUUAAUUUUAUUUAAAGUUAAUAAUAGUAUUGUAAUACAUAUUGUUUCUUUUAUGUAUUCAAAUUUGAUUUUAUGUUUUUUCUACAUUUAUUGUUUCUGUUUGAGAAUAAUAAAUCACCAAUUUAAAUAAAAA
Molecule: messenger RNA, 3273 nt
Organism: Rhopalosiphum padi (bird cherry-oat aphid)
Lineage: Eukaryota; Metazoa; Arthropoda; Insecta; Hemiptera; Aphididae
Gene: Arl4
Product: ADP-ribosylation factor-like protein 4A
Exons: 3
Coding region: 665-1270 (201 amino acids)
Biological process (GO): intracellular protein transport; vesicle-mediated transport
Cellular component (GO): cytoplasm
Molecular function (GO): GTP binding; GTPase activity
Source: RefSeq, a predicted model, not a curated record